AUGGGCGUAACCGAUGGCAGCUCUCGCACAAUUCUGGAGUUCUUUAUCAACAAAGUGGCUCAAGUCUAUGAUAACCGACCAUUCGGGUCCACGAUCACAUCCCUUGCCAUCAUUCAGAAGCCUGACAAGGUGCAAUACAUCUUUACAUCCAAUCAGCGGAGCUCGGAAGAUGCUCAAUCUGCAGCCACGACCAUCCAAAUCCUCCUUGACAAAAUGGGUUCACGGAAUCGCGUCGACGUUGGAGGCGAUGAUAGGUCCCCGGUCUUUCGCGAACUUCUUCGCGACAUACUCCUAUUUCAUAAGCAGCGAGUUACUCUGUAUAAGUCGCGACUUAACCAGCGACUGAAUGAAUGCAUCGGAGAAUUGAAGGCUAGGUCCUUGGACGCGGUUGCUUCUCUAGGGGACCCUCUACUUGAUGAGCUAGAAUAUCUCCAGGCUUUGACCAAGACCGAGGUGCCUUUGGAUGACAGUGAAGGGCUCGCUCGCAACGGUGAACAUCUGGUUUCAGCCGCAGACACCUUUCGCAAAAGUCUGAUGUACGAAUCGGUCAUUGAAAGAGCCCGGGAAGGACGCUUCAACGAGUCCGAGCGCUGGUGUGAGCUACAGCACUUCAUCGGACGGCUUUCUUCGUAUCACGGUGCUGUUCGGGCUAUCAUUUCCGGCCGCAGACGUCUCCACCCGGACCUAUUCGAAAAUUUCGACAUAACAUGGCUGCCGUCAAGUAUACCCAUGAAUAAUCCUAUGGACACAUUCCAAAGCCAUAUGGACAUCCAAGUUCGUCCCGGACACAAGAAUGUCUACUCGAAUUGGGCUAUCCCGAAUCUUUUUGCCAACGACUUGGCUGAAGCGAACGAGAGAGACAGCCUGCUCGACAAGGUCGUCAGCAAGAUUAGAGAGGAUGCACUUCGCGCUUUGAGAGAGAAGAUACCCGAUGGCAAGAGAUUUGACUCAGACACUCACUCUUCUUACCCAACACAUCAGUCGCUGGAAGCCAGUGGUCAGCCAAACAUGGAUGGGCUAGCGUCCGCAUUGGAAGACUUAACUCUCGUUAACCCAGCCGACAUGGACGAUUUUCAAUCCUUAUCAGAAGAAAACCGGAGCAUCUGCUUAGAAGCAGAGGAAAACGAGACAGAUGAAGAUGGUUGGGCAGGCUAUGGCCAUGCUGAACAUUCUGGUGGCGUGUCUCUCCAGGGUUGA
Molecule: messenger RNA, 1197 nt
Organism: Colletotrichum paranaense
Lineage: Eukaryota; Fungi; Ascomycota; Sordariomycetes; Glomerellales; Glomerellaceae
Exons: 4
Coding region: 1-1197 (398 amino acids)
Source: RefSeq, a predicted model, not a curated record